This is a messenger RNA of Acytostelium subglobosum LB1, 1155 nucleotides long. RefSeq lists its product as hypothetical. NCBI's taxonomy places the organism in Eukaryota, Evosea, Eumycetozoa, Acytosteliales, Acytosteliaceae. The annotation marks the transcript as partial. Gene Ontology annotation, molecular function: 5'-flap endonuclease activity; DNA binding; 5'-3' exonuclease activity. The record is from RefSeq and is a predicted model, not a curated record. Gene Ontology annotation, cellular component: nucleus. The transcript is spliced from 3 exons.
AUGGGAAUAAAAAAGUUAACAGAGUUGAUUGAGGAUAAUGCUCCAACAUGUUUAAAGACAAAUGAACUAAAGAAUUACUCUGGUCGUAUUGUGGCCAUUGAUGCGAGUACAAGCUUGUAUCAAUUCUUGAUAGCCAUCAAUACAGAGAUGGGUGCAUCAUUGAUGAAUGCCAAUGGUGAGACUACAAGUCAUUUACAAGGUAUGUUCUACCGUACUAUCAAGCUAGUCUCUCGUGGUAUCAAGCCUAUAUAUGUAUUUGAUGGUAAAGCACCUGUAUUGAAGAGUGGAGAGUUGGCCAAAAGAUAUGCAAGGAGAAGAGAGGCACAGGAGGCUUUGGAAGAGGCCAAUGAGACUGGAACCAAGGAGGAGGUACAAAAGUUUCAAAAGAGGACAAUCACAGCGACAAAGAAGCAGAAUGAGGAGUGUCAGAGACUGCUCAAGUUGAUGGGCGUGCCCAUUGUUCAGGCGCCCUGCGAGGCUGAGGCACAGUGUGCAGAGCUGUGCAAGGCGGGCAAGGCAUGGGCCACUGGUUCAGAGGAUAUGGAUUCUCUCACGCUGGGCACACCAGUAUUGCUGCGUAGACUCUGUAUCUCGGAGAGCAGGAAGCUGCCCAUCUUGGAGAUAGAGUUGUCGCGUGUACUGGACUCACUGGGAAUGACCAGAGACAAGUUCAUCGACCUCUGUAUCCUGCUCGGCUGCGACUACUGCGACACCAUCAAGGGUAUUGGACCCAAGAAGGGCUUUGACCUCAUCCAGAAGCAUGGCAGCAUCGAGGAAAUCAUCAAACAUCUCGACAAGACCAAAUACCCUGUACCCGAGUCCUUCCCAAUCGAAGAGGUUCGCGAGCUAUUCAAGAACCCAUUGGUCACACCAGCAGACCAGAUUCCAGAGUUCGAAUGGAAUGCACCUGAUGAAGAGGGUCUGAAGAAGUUCUUGGUGGAUGAGAUGGGAUUUGCAGAGAUUAGAGUGACUCAAGGUAUCGAGAAGUUGAAGAAGCAUAGAGAUAGUGGAGUGCAAACAAGGAUCGACACAUUCUUUGCCGUGUCAAAGAGACCUAGAGAGGAGGAGGACAAGAAUGUCAAGAAGAAGCAAAAGACCGUGGCCAAGCCAGGCAGGGCCACAACAAAGAAGCCAGCAGCAAGAGGCGGGAAGAAG